AUGGGUGACACAUUCCUCUCGCAGCCCGAGUUCAUCGAGGUGGAGCUCGGCGAGUCGCUUCUCUCGAGGACAGAAACGCUCGCCUCGUUCCGCGAGCUAGGCCCACCCGAUCUGGUCCAUGUGAUCAAGACGACGGGUUCCAGCGCAAGAUCACGCGACAUUGGCUCGUAUCACUACGUAUCGGGUGUCGAUGCCUCCUCAUCUGCUGCUCUCGCUGCCUACAUCAACAGCCUCACCUACGAGCUUGACCAGAACCCCGGCUUCUUCUCUAGCAAAGCCGCCUACAAGCUCAAGAGCGGCGCCUACUGCUGCUUCAACGCCUUUUCGCGCGUCGAUGUGCGCGUAGAAGUGCGCAUUCCAGGUUCCGUAGAUGCGUACGUGGUCGAUCUGCGCGGCGAGCGUCACGAGACUACGCCCGAGAUCUGGCAAGAGGUCUACCUCUCUGCGCUCCUCCGUUCCAUCCUCUAUGCCGACGACGCAAACUACCGUCUUGCCGGCUACCGUAAGCUCGACCCCAUCGCGAGUCCUGAUGCAGAACAUCGCUUCCUCCAAGCUGCAGAGAACCUCUUCUUCAAGGGAUGGCAGCUAGGCUCCGACCCCGAGAUCCAGGUCGCCACCGUCGUGUCAAAUCACCUCACCGCAGGCAUCCUCAAAUACUUUGGCGAAGCAUCCAGAUACGAGCAGGCCGUCAAUCUUUUCGAGAAGCUCUGGGCGAGGGAACCGGAAGUGGCAGCACUCGUAGCAAAGUCUUACGUCGGAAUGAACGAGGAGAUCAAAGCUGUCCAGGUCAUGCACGGCGCCAUCAAGGAGACACCGCAGUCCUACGCUCUGCUCCAUGCACAGGUGGAUUUCCUGCGUUCCAAGGGCAAGCACGAGUGGGCGCUCAAGGUGGCCAAGCAAGCCGUCAACUGUGCACCUUCCGAGUUUGUCACGUGGGCCAAAUUGACAGAAUGCUACAUCGACCUCGAGCAGUGGGAAUCCGCCUUGUACACGCUCAACUCGUGUCCCAUGUUCACCUACAACGAACGCGAUCUGCACAGGAUGCCAACACCCGCGCGCAGUCAUUUGCCCGUCAAGACGUUCAUCACCGAGAGUGGGCUGGUGGACGAAGAGAGCGCACGCGACAACGAGGCUGAUGUAGCGCUACUACGCUUGCCUGCGCCAGCACUGCGCGGCACCUUUGCCAGCGCGUAUGCGCUGCUCGGACGUCUUGUCAGCUCGAUCGGAUGGGACGAACUGUUGCGCUAUCGAUCCAACGUCUUUGUCAUGGAGGAAGAGUACCGUGCCCAGAAAGCGGCUGCAACUCAAUCCGACGAAGCCGAGGAUGAUGCUUCCAUCCGCGGCAUGGCACCCUCCGACUCGCCCGCCAUUGCAUCCUCGACACCGCCGCAGCCGUCGAAAGCUACAGCGGACCCGGACAGCACUGACGCAGAUACCAACAACUCGGUGGACCAGAGCGAAGACGAGAUGGACAGCAACGAAGUGCAGCCGCCCAAGCAAAAGUCACAGCUCGGCCUCAAUUCGGCUGCCAAUGCAUCCUCACAAUCGAUCCCCACCAUCAAGAUCUCGACCGAGUCCGAUCACGAACGCGAAAAGCAGGAGUUGGAAGACUACAUGAAGACCAUGAAUGUGUCGCCGGAUCCGCAAGGCACAGAGGAGAAGGCACCGGAACCGCCAACAAUCCUUGUCGAGCCUCCACCGCUGGAGAAGCCAGCGCAGGCGUCAGCGGGACACGAGCGAAGCGAGUCCACAUCCACCGCCGUCCCCGGCGACCUAUCGGCUUCAUCACACACCAACGGUAAGCCGGGACCCAUCGUCAACGGCGAACACGACGCAUCUAUCGCAAUGGCGGAAGCACGGCAAAAGGAGAAGAACACCGGAUUCUCGUUCCGCGACAAACGACUCUGCGAACGAUGGCUGGACAACCUCUUCAUGGUGCUCUACGAGGACCUUCGCGUCUACACCAUCUGGCGUGCCGAGAUCGCGCACUUCCGAAGUCAGAACAUGGCCUACCGCAAAACAGGUACGGAAUGGGAGAUCCUCGGCGAGCUCGCAUUGCGUCUAUUGCACAAGGACGAAGCCCGUGACGCGUUCCAGCGAUGCGUCGACGUCAAGUUCAGCGCCAAAGCGUACUUGCGGCUGUUGGAGAUCUACACGGAAGCGAGGGAUGUACAGCGAGGGUUGUGGACCGCCAUCAGGUUGACGGCGUACCAUCACAGGUGGUACAUGGAGGGAAGUUUCCCGGGAGCGGUGGCGACGAGUCUGUUCAAGUUGAUCAAGUCGGAAGGGUUGGCCAAAGUGAGCUAUACCUUGGUGUCGAUGAGUCCACCGCCGGCGAUAUUGAGGUUGAUGCAGAACUACUUUGCGUAUGCCACGGCGUUCAAGGUGCCUGGUUACGACUUUUGA
Pseudozyma hubeiensis SY62 is the source of this 2406-nucleotide messenger RNA. RefSeq lists its product as hypothetical. Gene Ontology annotation, cellular component: exomer complex. Gene Ontology annotation, molecular function: protein binding. Gene Ontology annotation, biological process: Golgi to plasma membrane transport. NCBI's taxonomy places the organism in Eukaryota, Fungi, Basidiomycota, Ustilaginomycetes, Ustilaginales, Ustilaginaceae. The transcript has a single exon. The coding region runs from base 1 to 2406 and encodes 801 amino acids. The record is from RefSeq and is a predicted model, not a curated record.